Messenger RNA from Marchantia polymorpha subsp. ruderalis, 1431 nucleotides. NCBI's taxonomy places the organism in Eukaryota, Viridiplantae, Streptophyta, Marchantiopsida, Marchantiales, Marchantiaceae. The record is from the annotation of a GenBank genome assembly.
AAGUCUGGAGCAGAAGCAGAACUGGAACUGGAACGGUCUUCUCGUGCAUUACGGAGCCGCAGAGUGGGAACACGUCGAGGCUGGCUGUCGAUGAGUUGAGCUGAAAGGACGACGACGACGACGAGGAGCUUCGUUCGUUGCCAUGGCGGGCAAUGUCCUCGUCUCGAGCUCCCAAAUCGGCUGGCUCACCGUCGGGGCAACGAUGAGGCCCGUGCGUCGUGAUGUCUAUGCCGGAACCCGCUGCUCAGCUUUCUUGGGGUGCGUGAAUUGCUUCCAUUCCGCCGGUAGAAGCAGGAGGAGAAGAGCCGGGCCCGGGGCCGGUGGCAGCGUUGCGGUGCGAGCUGAAAGGCAGAGCGACGGAGCAGGAGAUGGAGAUUUGGACAUUUCUGUCUUUAGAUUCACUCUCGGAAUCCCCGGACUUGAUGACUCCGACUUGCCCCGUGUUCUCGGAAUCUUGUUCGGAGGACUGCUCGUACUCAACCAUGCUUUCAGUCUAAGCUCCAUGACUGCGGCCCAGCUGAGAUCGGAGGCGGUCGGCCUGUUCCUGGCAGCCCUAUCGAUAUCUCUUCCAGCAAUAAACCGGCAAUUGAAUGGAGGAGGAGGAAGAUCAAGCAGCGCAGGCAAGCCCAACGAGAAGCAGCUAUUUGCGUUGGCAGACGGCCUGAGUGACUCGCGGAGGCAAGAGCUCGCUUGGGCAUCAUACACACUGCUGCGAAAUACGGACUCUACCGCUUGUCUCAUUUGGCACUCGGGUCGAGUCGUCUGCGUCAGAGGCUUCUGGGAGAUUCCGGACGUGGACGAUCUGAAGUCCAAGAGUUCUGCCCUGGCGUGGUUGGAUAGCAAACUGUUGUCGAACCGUUUUGCUGAACUACAGGAACCUCUGUAUAAGCCAAACAAUGCCGAUGUGCGAGGUCUGGAGAUCAUUCCUCGAGGAUCGGCUUGCUUACUGUUGCAGCCCUUUCCAAACUCUACAAACACGGAAUGGAAAGGUGCCGGCCAGGGUUUUCUUCUCGUCACCUCAAAAACUCCGCAGGCAUACAGAAGAAAAGACAGGUUAUGGAUUGAAGCCAUUGCGAAGAAGCUUUCUGAAGUAUUACCCCAAUAACAUUGACAAGCAAAUCUGCACUGUACAGCAUCACGUUUGGAAAUAAAUGAGGACAUUGUAACCAUUUGGGCCAUAGUGUCCAAAAACCAGCUGACGGCUACAAUUUUCCCGGCGGUUUACUGUCAUGGUGAGACUUGAGGGGAACCAGUGUCCCCGAUGAGUGAAGGCGAGUCCCCGGAUGCCAACGUUCCUUGUGUUUACUAGACGAUUCCCGUCAGGCUUGCUGAGCACGUCGUGAAAACUGCAUCACAGUGGCCUCUGUCGAAGAAUUUACAAUAUUCACAAUGACUAUACAAAUAUCUUGCCCUUGGGAUCUGCGCCAAGCC